Messenger RNA from Chlamydomonas reinhardtii, 1459 nucleotides. RefSeq lists its product as uncharacterized. Gene Ontology annotation, cellular component: mitochondrion. Gene Ontology annotation, biological process: tRNA modification; mRNA pseudouridine synthesis. Gene Ontology annotation, molecular function: RNA binding; pseudouridine synthase activity. Bases 129 to 1319 code for a protein of 396 amino acids. The record is from RefSeq and is a predicted model, not a curated record. The transcript has 8 exons. NCBI's taxonomy places the organism in Eukaryota, Viridiplantae, Chlorophyta, Chlorophyceae, Chlamydomonadales, Chlamydomonadaceae.
GAAUCCCGACGUUGGCCUGGCUUCAGUUUUGCCCACCACAACGCGCAAUUGUUCAAUUGUGCACGCGUCGCUCAGCUUGCCAAGCAGCUCUGCAACAACAAUUGCUUAUACAGCUGCUAAGGCAUACUAUGCCCUUAUUAUCCUUGCUUGCGGGCCGCCACCCAGCAUGUGCCCAUGCACGCAAUGCCCGCUACACAGCUCGCUCGCCGUUCAACCGGCUGUACCGUUGCGGCGUAGUCGCAUCGGUAGCUGAAAGCAGCUCCGCUGCCCCCGUCAGCGAAUCGUUGUCGCCUGACGUCGUGGCGACGGAGGAGCAGCGCGCGGACCGGACCGCUGACGCCUCCUCUUCCGCCGCGGCGCCCGACGCGCCGCGGCCGGGCUUCCACCCCAAGGCGCCGCGUGUGCCGCCGGUGCUUAUCAAGCCGGGCGGUCCCAUCUGCGACAUGGAGCUUCUGAAGAACGGCGUCAUAUUGGUGGACAAGCCGCUGGGCUGGACCAGCUUUGACGUGUGCGGCAAGAUCCGGAACAUGAUCCGCUUCCUGGAGGUCAAGAAGGUGGGGCACGCGGGCACUCUGGACCCCAACGCCAGCGGGCUGCUGAUCGUGUGCACGGGCAAGGGCACCAAGUUCUGUGACGACUUCCAGGCGCAGGACAAGGAGUACAGCGGCACGCUGCGUCUGGGCGAGUUCACGCCCUCCUACGACGCCGAGAGCGAGGUCACGGAGCGCUCGGCGUGGGAGCACAUCACAGACGAGGAGCUGCAGGCGGCGGCUGCCAAGUACGUGGGCAACAUCAUGCAGGUGCCGCCCAUGUUCAGCGCCAUCAAGGUGGGCGGCAUGAAGAUGUACCAGCUGGCACGUGAGGGGCAGGCGCUGGAGUUGCCGCCGCGGCCCGUCACCAUCUCCAGCCUGCGCGUGUGGCGAGACGACGCCAACCGGCAGGAUGUGCACUUCUACGUGCACUGCUCCAAGGGCACCUACAUCCGCUCCUUGGCCCACGACCUGGGCCGCGCACUGGGCAGUCACGCGCACCUGGUGGCUCUGCGGCGCGAGGCCAGCGGCGACUACCGCGUCAGUGACGCCUGGCAGAUGUCCGACCUGGUGGCCGAGAUCAACGGCCGCCGCGAGGCGCACCGGGCUGCGGUGGAGGCGGCGGCGGCAGCGGCGGCAGAGGCAGCGGCAAAGGCGGCGGCGGAGACAGCGGCGGAGACGGUGACGGAGGCGGUGGCGGAGGCGGAGGCGGAGGCGGAGGCGGGGACGAGUGCGGGGGUGGAGGGCGCGGUGGAGGGGAGGAAAGAGGUGGCGGCGCAGGAGGCAUAGGGGGAAGAACGUACGCUUCAGGGCUGUAGGGCUGUGGGGGCGCACCGCAGGCGCCACCUUCUCGCAGGCGUGUUGUCGAGUGUUUCUCAUGUCAUGGUGUUCUGCGGGUGCUUAUUCAUGCCGUGUAACGACGGCGGACU